AUGACAAAAUCAUUCGAAUUUCGACAGAUUCUUGUUAGAAGCUAUCAUUGUAAGCGAUGUAAAAAAGAUUUUAAAUGUGCUAAAAAAAUACCAGAAAAGCAAAGAAAUGAACUCGAAGACAAAUUUCAGAAGACACAACCAUGUAAACUUUGUGAAAACCAACAUAUUCGUUGUAAUGAUGAUAGAUGUUCGAAUUGUUGCGAAAAGUUUAAGUGUAACGAUCCUGAAAAAUGUGAUCACUGCAAAGAACUUGGUAUUGAAUGUGAAUAUACAUUUCCACGAACGCAAGAAGAGUUCGAAAAGUAUUCAAGUUUAGAUUAUAUAAUACAUCAGUUUGAAUCGACAGAAAGUAAAAGGGUAUAUAAUCAAGCAUAUUUCAUUUUCAAUACAAAAAUGACUAUGAGAUCGGUUAAAAAACUAUUUAAGGAUGAUGAAAUAUGGUUUCCUCCUAAAGAAGGUGCAAUAUGCGAUUCCACUCAUAAUCGAGAUUAUGCAAAAAAAAAAUAUAAUCCAUGUAAAUUGCAUCAUAAUCCAUAUGACAAAGAUCCCCAAAAAAGAACAUUUUGUAAAUGUGAUUUAUCAGAUUCAAUUCUUGGUGAGUGCAAAUUUUGUAAUGAGGAAUGUUGUUCACAUAGAACUCUAGCACGCUGGGAAGGAUCUUCAGAUAUUGUUGGACCUUUUAUAUUCGGUACUUGGAGAAAUCUUCCAGGUUCAAAUGAAAAGCAAGUAGUAUGUGAGGAAAUUAAUAGAAUGAAAUUGACAGAUGUGAUACUUCGUGACAAUUUAAUUAGGAAAGGGAUUCCUCCUAAUGAAAUAUUAAAAAACCCUGCCGAACUUUUGCCUCGAUUCUGGAUUAGUAAUUUUUCACAAUAUGAAGAAUUUGAAAAAAAAAGAUUAAUAAGUGAGACUAAAUACAUUCCAGGAAAAAAGCAUUAUCCAAAAAAUUUUUUCUUUUAUGGUGAUUCUGGACCUGGAAAAUCAACUUUAAUGGAAAAUUUAGCCUCUGCAUUAACUAAAGAUCGUUCAAAUUGUAUUUGUAUUAAAGCUAAAGAUCAAAAUUAUAUUGACGAGUAUCAGAAUCAAGCAUGUAUUACUAAGGACGAAUUAACUCAUGAUACAUUCAAUUUCCAGGAUUUAAUGAGUUGUUGUGAAAAAAAUAGCCUAACAAUUAAACAAAGAAAAAAAAAGCCUAUUGAAAUAGUUUCAAAGUUUCACGUGUUUACAGCUCAAGAUUCUUUUGACGAUAUAUUUUGUUUUGAAAAAUGCAAAUCUAAAGAAAGUGUUAAAAGCAAAGAUAAACACGUUAAAAGCAAAAAUGAUCCCGUUAAAAACGAAGAAAAACGGAAUGCUAUUUUUAGAAGAUUCACAAAAGCUCGAGAAUAUACGCAUGGAUACAUAAUUAAACUUGAAGGAAGAUAUGUAAGAGAUGGACGUGUAAAAUUUAUUAUCGAAUCUGAUGAAUUUAAUAAACCUGGUGAUUUAAAUGAUUUUAUUCAGGGAAGAUUUGAUAUCAAAUUUGCCGAAGAUGUCUACUUAAAAAUCGAAGUUGAUAUGUCAUAUAUAUUAGGAGGUAUAAUAUGUCGCGUUAAUGACAAAGAAAAUUCUUUCUGGGUAUAUAAUAAAUAUUGGGAGAACGAUCUCCCUUCAGAUUUUGUUGAUCCAAAAAAUUCGAGUAAAAUUGAUAAAAAAUUACGUGAAAAAAUAAUCAGGAAGGAAAAUACACGUAAUGUUUCUCAAGAAAAUGAUAUCCCAAAUAAAAACCCUAAAGAAAAUAUUCUGAAUGAAAUUGUUCCUGAAGAAAAUAGUUCUAAUGAAAAUAUUCCGGUAGGAGAUUAUAUGAAAGAAAAUAAUUUAGAUAAUGUUAUUGACGAAGAACAAAGACAAAUUCAAAGCAAUCAUGAAGAAUCGAAUAAAAAACAUUUAUUCGACGAGUUGGACAUAAGUGAGGAUUUAGAUAGGCAUGUAGAUAAAAAGAACAAAAAAUAA
Messenger RNA from Cetraspora pellucida, 1986 nucleotides. Lineage: Eukaryota; Fungi; Glomeromycota; Glomeromycetes; Diversisporales; Gigasporaceae. The record is from the annotation of a GenBank genome assembly.